CCUUCCGUCGAGGCCACGCCCCUUCCGUCGAGGCCACGCCCCUCCGCUCCAGACCCGGAGAUCAUGGUGGUGCUAAAGGGCGUUCCGGCGCUGCUGUCCCCUGAGCUGCUCUACGCCCUGGCGCGGAUGGGGCACGGCGACGAGAUCGUUUUCGCAGACGUGAACUUCCCCACCGCCUCCAUAUGCAGGUGUGGGCCGGAGGAGAUCCGCGCUGACGGCCUGGGCAUUCCACAGCUCCUGGAGGUUGUGCUGAAGCUGCUGCCACUGGACACCUACGUAGAGAGCCCGGCUGCUGUCAUGGAGCUGGUGCCCGGUGACAGGAAGAUCGGCCUUCAGACCCCGGUGUGGAAGAGCUACCAGUCCAUCCUCCUGGAGGCCGGCUGCGCGAGCGCCCUGGCGAAGAUAGAGAGGUUUGAGUUUUAUGAGCGAGCCAAAAAGGCUUUUGCUGUUGUAGCAACUGGCGGCCCCAGGGGACCCCCGGACAAACACCACUGACCCCUCCACCGCCCAAGAGCUAUGGCCAGGCACCCUCCACGGAACCCAGACCCGCCAGCCAGGCAACCGCCCCUGCUCCGCCGCAUCCCUGAGCUAUAGGGGCUCAGGAAGGUCGGAGAGUCCCUUGGGUGGCGUCCUAAGGAUGUCCCCUGAGAAAACAUCUUGGCCCAGCCCUGCGUCGUGGAGUCCUGGAAAACUUGGGCAAGAGCUCCCUCCUGUCCCAGAGGCCAGGCCUGUGCAGGCUGGGGAGUGGCUGUCUGUCCUCUGGCCUGGCCUGGCGUGGCCUGGCGUGGCCCUGGGGCAGAAGCCAGCCAGGGUUGCCUCAUUGGAGUGCAGGGAAAGGGGCAUGGCUUAGAAGCGCCUCUGUGGGUGGCUCAGUGGGUUAAACUUCUGCCUUUGGCUCGGGUCAUGAUCUCAGGGUCCUGGGAAUGAUCCCCGAAUCGGGCCC
This is a messenger RNA of Lutra lutra (Eurasian river otter), 943 nucleotides long. It is a transcript of the gene FUOM, whose product is annotated as fucose mutarotase. The transcript has 6 exons. Lineage: Eukaryota; Metazoa; Chordata; Mammalia; Carnivora; Mustelidae. The coding region runs from base 64 to 495 and encodes 143 amino acids. Gene Ontology annotation, biological process: fucose metabolic process. Gene Ontology annotation, molecular function: racemase and epimerase activity, acting on carbohydrates and derivatives; fucose binding. The record is from RefSeq and is a predicted model, not a curated record.